This is a messenger RNA of Caenorhabditis briggsae, 1374 nucleotides long. It is a transcript of the gene Cbr-snt-5, whose product is annotated as Protein CBR-SNT-5. The record is from RefSeq and is a predicted model, not a curated record. NCBI's taxonomy places the organism in Eukaryota, Metazoa, Nematoda, Chromadorea, Rhabditida, Rhabditidae. Gene Ontology annotation, biological process: cellular response to calcium ion; vesicle fusion; calcium-ion regulated exocytosis. Gene Ontology annotation, cellular component: membrane; axon; synapse. The transcript is spliced from 10 exons. The coding region runs from base 1 to 1374 and encodes 457 amino acids. Gene Ontology annotation, molecular function: SNARE binding; calcium-dependent phospholipid binding; clathrin binding.
AUGGACGAAUGGUGGUGGUGGAUUCUGGUAGCGACCCUGUCGCUGUGUGCGCUGAUUCUAAGCUCGUGUGCAAUCUAUUUUGGAGCAAGAAUAUGUGUGCGACAAAUCAAGAGGAAAGUCAAAUAUUCAGAGGUGCCAACUUCGGUUCCGGAGAUCAAAGUCAGCGUUCCGCAAAGUACAUCAACGUUGUCGAUCAGCAAAAUGAAUGGGUCAUAUCGUGCGCGGGUGCUCAGUAGGAACGGAUGCUCACCGCCGUGGAUGGAUCGGGGAUUCGAUUUGUCGAAUCGAAGUACGCCGUGUACGUCACCAGCAAUAGGCUCAACCUCCGAUAGCACCGACCAUCUCGAUGAUCCACGAUCCGCCUCAUCGUUACGAAAUUCGAUGUUCCUUUUCAAUGUGGAUGGGAAUCACGAAGUGAUGGAUGAGAUGGAGGACAUUGACGAGCGAUCUGUGAUGCACUACGAGUUGGGUUUUUACGAUAAGUCGGAUGAGAGUUGCAUUCGCGGAACGAUCACCUUUGCGCUGAGAUACGAUUUCAUUCACAGGGUACUCAUGCUUCACGUAAUCCGUGCCAACAACCUUCCUGUAGAAGACAAGGGCACCACUGUGGAUCCCUAUGUAAAAAUGUAUUUGCUACCGGAGCGACGUGGUCACUGCAAGACAAGGAUUUGUAAGAAGAAUAAUGAUCCGGAGUUCAAUGAAAUGUUCUCGUUCGACGUCACAUUCAACAACUUGGCUAAUCGAAUGCUUCAGUUCACUGUCUACGAUUUCGAUCGAUUUACUCGCCAUGGUCUCAUUGGCAAUAUCAUAAUGCGCGACCUCUUCGAAAAAUCCGACUUGUACACCUGGACCGAAUACACUAUGCACAUUGUUGGAAGCCAGAACAAGAACGACUAUGGAGAUCUGCUCCUGUUCUUAACCUACUCACACCAGGAGGAGAAAUUGUACAUUAACGUAUCGAAGGCGUACAACUUGAGACCGAUGGAUAUCACUGGAGCGUCGGACCCAUAUGUGAAAAUCGAGCAAACGUUUAAUGGAAAACGAUUUAAAUCAAAAAAGUCGUCAACAAAACGAGCGAACUUGAAUCCAGUGUUCCAUGAGACACUUGUAUUUGAUAUUCCAGCAUCCCAAAUCGCUGAAACUAACAUGCUGGUGCAAGUGAUGGAUUGGGAUAGAAUAGGAAAAGAUGAUCUUCUUGGCUGCUGCAUCCUUGGGAAGGAUAGUCCAACGACAGAUGGAAAAUCCCAAUGGGAAAGUUGUUUGACGGCAGUUCCAGAGGAAGGACAAACGAAAAACAAACCAGUCAUGCAAUGGCACAGUCUCCUUUCAGAAGUUCCAGAAGCAUAUAAGAGCAUGCCAAAGGCCAAAAAAUAA